AUGUCUGCGGUCGGCGCGUUAAAGGGCGACAUGCCGCAGCAAGUCAGAUCCCUGUAUCGCCAAUUAUUACGGCAGGGCGAGCAGUUCACCGCCUACAACUUCCGCGAGUAUGCCAAGCGACGGACACGAGACGCCUUCCGGGAAAAGAUGAGCGUGCAGGACCCACGCCAGGUACAGGAGCUGGUGCAAAAGGGCUUGAAAGAGCUGCAGGUGAUGAAGCGGCAAACGGUUGUCGGCCAGUUCUAUCAGCUGGAUCGGCUGGUUGUAGAGAGCGGCAUCUCAGGCAAGGACACUGGCCGAAACGGCGAGGUGGUUCGACAGAAGGAGCCUGGAUGGGCUUGA
Hirsutella rhossiliensis is the source of this 342-nucleotide messenger RNA. RefSeq names its product complex 1 protein (LYR family) domain-containing protein. Gene Ontology annotation, cellular component: mitochondrion; L-cysteine desulfurase complex. Gene Ontology annotation, biological process: iron-sulfur cluster assembly. NCBI's taxonomy places the organism in Eukaryota, Fungi, Ascomycota, Sordariomycetes, Hypocreales, Ophiocordycipitaceae. The transcript is spliced from 5 exons. Bases 1 to 342 code for a protein of 113 amino acids. The record is from RefSeq and is a predicted model, not a curated record.